AUGACUUCUGAUACAAACAAUACCCUCACCGAAGCUCAAAGGGUGGUCUAUGCUGAAAUUGAUCGCAUUACUGCUGAACUACGGGAACUCAGUAUUGAUUUGCACAAGAACCCUGAAGUUGGCAUGAAAGAGCAUCAUGCUCAUGAACUUCUCACGGACUAUCUUGAGAAGAACGGUUUCACUGUAACGCGCCACGCGUUUGCUUUGGAAACAUCGUUUAUGGCUACGUAUACUAAAGGAUCUGGUUUACGCGUUGGCUUCUGCUCGGAGUAUGAUGCGCUUCCUGGACUAGGUCAUGCCUGUGGACACAAUCUUAUUGCCAUUACCGGCGUAGCGAACGCGAUGGCUAUGAAGGCCCUGUUGGAAAAGGGAAUUGCGUCCGGAACGGUCGUACUUUUUGGCACUCCUAGUGAAGAGCCAUUGGAUGGUAAGAUUUUGAUGGCAAAAAAGAGAGCGUUCCAAGACCAUGUUGAUGUUUGCAGUAUGCUCCAUCCUGGACCUAGCAAUAUGACAUACUGGGCUGCAACUGCUAUUCAAGACGUUAAAGUCGAGUUUCGAGGAAAGCCAAGUCAUGCUGGCGGUGCGCCCUGGAAUGGUGUAAACGCGCUGGACGCCAUUUGCCAGGCUUGGGUUAGCAUUGGUUUGCUUCGCCAGCAGCUGCUUGGAACUGACAGAAUUCAUGGAAUUAUUACUGAUGGCGGUAAAGCGCCAAAUAUCAUCCCUGAUCGAACGGCAGGAUAUUUCUAUGUCCGUGCAGCGAAUACAGACCGUGUUGAAGAGCUGAUGGUAAAGGUCGAAAACUGUUUCAAGGCAGCAGCUUUGGCAACUGGUUGUGAAGUGAAUAUGAAAUGGCGCGAUGCUGGCAUGUGCAAGAAUAUUAUACAAAACUCAGUUAUGGCAGAAUUAUAUACCAAGUACUUCCAAAAUCUCGGUGGCGCACCCAUACCUCCUCGUCAAGCUCAGGAGGCGGCACAAAUUGGUGGAUCUACAGAUUUCGGCAACGUUUCCGUCUUGAUGCCAGGAAUUCAUCCUCUCUUUGAUGUGUACACGAAUGAAUACCCGCACACUCACGGGUUUGUCGAAGCUGCUGGUACCCCUAAAGCACAUGAGGGUGCCAUGAUUGCUAGCAAGUCCCUUGCCAUGGUUGGCGCCCAUAUGCUUCUUGAAAAGGGCUUCUAUGAAAAGUCGCUCCAAGAAUAUCACACUACUGUUCCUGAAGAAAAGAGAACUCAAGAGUAG
Messenger RNA from Zychaea mexicana, 1239 nucleotides. RefSeq lists its product as uncharacterized. The transcript is spliced from 10 exons. The coding region runs from base 1 to 1239 and encodes 412 amino acids. Gene Ontology annotation, molecular function: dipeptidase activity. NCBI's taxonomy places the organism in Eukaryota, Fungi, Mucoromycota, Mucoromycetes, Mucorales, Lichtheimiaceae. The record is from RefSeq and is a predicted model, not a curated record.